UACAUUUUAUAUUUAUUUCUAACUGACCUCCAACGCCAUGUUGUUCCUCCCACGCAUGCGCAGGUGCGUAGACGAGGUCGAAUUGAAGAGAUUUCUUGUUUUUCUCUAACAGAAGACAGCAAAAUGCCGUCGGACUAUGAUAAAGAUGCGUACCCGGAGCCUCCCCGCCAGACUCCCGUCGUGGACAAGCAGACGACCCUUCCCAACCCAGCCCUGAUUUUGACUAAACUCUUCUAUUAUUCCGUGGACCUCCCUGUCACCACAUUCAGAGGUGAGCUAGCUAGCUAGCUAGGCUAACGUGUUGCCAAUGAUUUUCAUAACUAAGCCAUCGGUGGUGUUGCUAACACUUUCAAAUGUCAGAUGAAUGUGCACUGCAGAUAAAUUGAUUCAGUUAGCUAAUGUUGGCUAUCUAGCGUGAUACGUGGAGGAGACUAGUCUCGCGUGGCAAGACUAUUUGGAGACCGACCAUGGACAAAACAUAUUUAUAAUCAUAAUUCAGGAUUUCAAAUGUUAGAUGAAUGUGCACUGCAGAGAAAUGUAUUAUUUUAGCUAAUGCUACCUAACAAGAUAGCUAAACUAGCAAGUGUUGCUGUUAUGCUAUUUACCUAGCUAGGUAGCUAUGUGUGUUGCAGUUUUAGUUACGGUUUAUUCAGGUGUAAUGCAUAAUGUUGUUGCAGCGCAAUGCAAUUGACACUCGCUAGAUACUACUCAAAUUUCCUAUUACUGUAAUUCAUGAUCUAGAAAUGCAUCCUUCACCUCUUUCCAGUGAUAUCACUGAUCUAACAUAAUUGGAUAACUAGGUGAAAGCCAAUGUUCCACAUAGCUUUCACCAAUCCUGUCUUGUGAGAUCAGUGAGCAAUAGGACUCCUUAAGUACUUUGUACCACAUGAUCAACAAGAGGUCAAUGUUGACAUGCUCCCCUCAUCUCUCAACAGAACUUGUGGAGGGUAUCCACUCAGGCAACAAGUACAACUACUACCAUCAGAAGUUCCGCCGUGUCCCCGAGCUGACCGAGUGCACAGAGGGAGACUACACCUGUUACUAUGAGGCUGAGAUGCAGUGGAGGAGAGAUCAGUAAGUAUUCCUCUUUCAAGCUCAAGGGCUGCAGUGCCUCUGGCUUUACUUUCCUCCCAAUUAAGGUAAUUGAUUACCUUGGAAGUCCAAAGUCACGGUUUUCCAGUCUGAAACAUUAAAAGAAAGAGUGAAAACCAGCAAACACUGUGGUUCUUCAGAAGUUUGACACCCCUCUACACCAACUCUCAUUAUGAGGAAAAACCCAUUGACUGGAUUAAAGGACAAGACAUACUGUAACGAAAGGUCGGCCAUCUUAUCCAGAGCGACUUAGUUAGUGCAUUAAUCUUAAGAUCGCUAGGUGGGGCAACCACAUAUCAGUCAUAGUAAGUCAUUUGUUUUCUGAAAAAUCUGAGUCGGCAUCAAUCGGUUACUGUGGAGUUGACCUUACCUAGUCCGACCCCAAGAGAUUAAUGUAUUACACGCUGCUUUUAACCAUUCAUCGGCACGUCCUGUUUUGUCCUGUUUGGCGUAUUCACAACCACCCUUGUUCCUAACAGCUUAUGUUGUUUCCCCCCUCAGUAAGGUGGACCAGGAGAUAGUGAAGGUGGUCCAGGAGCGUCUGAGGGCCUGCCAGCAGAGGGAGGGUACCAGCUACCACCAGAACUGUUCCAAGGAGCUGCAGCAGUUUGCCGACGUGGCCAAGGCCUACCAGUCACGCUGUAAGUACCACUCACUCAGUCAUGCCUCAACUACCAUUCAGUGUUGCCAAUAUGGCAGUAACACUGUUGAUAGCACAUCCCUAGCAUCUACAGGGUAAGAAUGACAGCUAGGCCUAUGCUUCGCUCGAACCUCCAACUUUUCACAUGCAACCAGUGACGGCACCUGUUGUUGAAUCUGUGCAGAUGAUGUAUGAUGUUUUAAUUUCUGAAUAAUACUGAUGAAAAAACACACUGAUGCCAGAGAGAGAAAAGAUCAACAGACCCAAACCUGAAAAACUCCAGGUGUCAAUAAUUGGGUUGUGUUCAGUAGGCACCAAUGGGAGAAAACAUUUAGAAACUGAGGUGCUGCUUCCUGAAUUUCUCCAAUACGAAUAAUUUAAUAUGACCCCUCCCCGGCAGAAUUUUCUGCAGUCUUGUGGAAUGCAGAAACGGUAAGGCUGUGAGGCAACUGUUCCAUUGCAUUGUCAAACUGUUGUUCUUCCUCUGUUGUAGAUGGGGAUCUGGGAGCCUAUGCCAGCUCAAGGAAAUGUCUGAUGAAGCAGAAAGACAGGAUGAUGGCGGCCGAGGCGGAAGCUUAGACAAUGCAACCCCUAAUCACUGUUCCAAGUCUCUUGCCUAUGUAUGAAAUGUAGAGUAAAUAUGUUUAUUGGAGAGAA
This is a messenger RNA of Coregonus sp. 'balchen', 2389 nucleotides long. NCBI's taxonomy places the organism in Eukaryota, Metazoa, Chordata, Actinopteri, Salmoniformes, Salmonidae. The record is from the annotation of a GenBank genome assembly.